This is a messenger RNA of Solanum stenotomum, 1862 nucleotides long. RefSeq names its product zinc finger CCCH domain-containing protein 53-like. NCBI's taxonomy places the organism in Eukaryota, Viridiplantae, Streptophyta, Magnoliopsida, Solanales, Solanaceae. The coding region runs from base 407 to 1861 and encodes 484 amino acids. The transcript has 4 exons. The record is from RefSeq and is a predicted model, not a curated record. Gene Ontology annotation, molecular function: RNA binding; metal ion binding.
ACUAGGUAUUAAAUAUUUAUGGGUUUGCUGUUUCUGUUGCUGUCAAGCUGGUGCUGCUGCUAGUACUGCUGCUUCUUGCAGGCUGCAUAGAAAUAGAGAGGGCGGUGGUUUAAGUUAUUUUCUUUUGCAGUGUGUUAACAAACCCCCAUGUAGGGAAAAAUUGAUCAAAGUGGAAAAAAAGAGGAAGUGAAAGAUUUUCUAGUAGAAAAGAGAGUCAUCUUUUAUGGGAAGAGUAAGAGAAAGGAGUAACUUGAAUCUUGUUAAGAAACAGCUGUUGUUUUGCUAGUUGGUAGUGGAAAAGAAAGGAUUUUUUUUCUCUUGACAGUCUGUACUUUAGGAAAGACAAAAAGGAAGUUUUAAGGGUUGGAGUUUGAAUCUACUACCAACCCAAAGAAGAGAGGAAGUUAUGGAUGCAUAUGAAGCUACAAAAAUUGUUUUCCAAAGGAUUCAAAGUUUGGAUCCUGAAAAUGCCUCAAAAAUUAUGGGGAUUCUUCUGAUACAAGACCAUGGUGAGAAAGAAAUGAUUAGAUUGGCUUUUGGUCCAGAAGCUUUAGUUCACUCAGUGAUUCUUAAAGCAAGAAAAGAACUUGGUGUUUCUUCAAACUCACCUUCUACACCUUCAACUCCUUCUUCACCUUCACCUUUUGGUGGUUCAGUGUGUUUUUCGAGGCAGAAUUCUUCUUCUUCAGCUACUUCUGGUAGGAUUCUUGGUGGUUUAAACCUUCCUUCACCUCUUAGCAUAACUAGUAACAACAACCACUCUUCAACUGUUUCUGCUUCUUGGAGUACUAGUCCUAGUUUCUCUGAGUUCCAAGAAGCUGAUCUAGUUAGUCCUAGUGCUUCCAACAUCUCAUAUACUGCUGCUAGUACUAAUGGAAUGAACAAUUCCACCAUGAAUUCCUCUGCUCCUCCCUUUUAUUGCAAUGGAGAAGUAGACUUGAUAGAUGAGUUUCAACUACAGGACCAGCUUUCUUUCUUGAAUGAUGGGUCACCAACCUUGGGGCCUAAGAAUCCUGAUGUUUAUUACCAACAACAGCAGCAACAGCAAGAUUUAGCCUCAAGUCCAAGUGGGGAUUCCAUGCUUUUCUCUUCAUAUAACUGGGGUGGUGGUGGCUGCAGCUCAGUCAACGGGCUCUCUCAUAGAAGGAGCUGCUCUGUGAGUGAUAUAUGUUUGGGGGCUGAUGACCCAAGUGGAGGACUUGGCUGGAAACCUUGUCUCUAUUUUGCUAGAGGGUAUUGCAAGAAUGGAAGUAGCUGUAGGUUCCUUCAUGGUGCUGGGCCUGGUGAGGGCGAGGUUGGGUCACCAAGCAAGUUUGAGAUGAUGGAACAUUGCCAAGAACUUCUCAGAUCUAAGUCAGCUCACCAGCAAAGACUAGCCACAGCUUCUCAGCUCAUGGCUUCUUCUAACUUCCCUCUCUCUCCCAUGGCUGCUAACAAAUGCAUCAACUUUCUUCAGCAGCAACAGUUGCAGUCUGCUGAGAGUCCCAGAGCAGCUGCAGCAUUGAUGAUGGGUGAUGACAUGCAUAAGUUGAGCAGAGGUCGUUUUGAAAGAGGGGAUUUUGGACUGAAUGGUGGAGCUGGAAUAGCAAAUCCAGGUUCAAGGCAAAUUUACUUGACAUUUCCUGCUGAUAGUACUUUCAAAGAAGAGGAUGUUUCCAAUUAUUUCAGCACUUAUGGGCCUGUUCAAGAUGUGAGGAUUCCAUAUCAGCAAAAGAGGAUGUUUGGUUUUGUUACAUUUGUUUAUCCAGAGACUGUGAAGACCAUUCUUGCCAAAGGAAAUCCUCAUUUUGUAUGUGAUGCUAGGGUGCUUGUCAAGCCUUACAAAGAGAAAGGCAAAGUCCCAGAGAAGUUUAGGUAUUAAU